AUGGCAAUCGGAAACGACCCUCUCCAUGUCAGCGAUGUUAUGGCGGAUGCGCUGAACCACUUGAACAGGGUGGUGGAGCAUCUGCGAGGCGAAGGUGAAAAUGAAGCAGCGAAUGGCAUCGCACGCGACGUCCACUCCAUGCUUGACACGUUCAAUCAUACCACGGCCCCUUGGUCUAUGGACAAAUUCCACAUGAACUCCAUCCCUGUCGCCAAAGCUCAACUACUCCCCCAAAACGGCAGUGCCGGUCGUGCUGUGGCAAGACCCAAUACUUCGUCCACUUGGGCAGCGGUCGCUGCAACCGACAUCCCGAGCAACAAUCGUUUGGUCAAGUUUGGACCGUCUGAUGGAUUAAAGCGACACAUCACCGAGCAGGACUCGCCGAACAAGGGCCCGCCGCGGGAGGAGGACUUCCGCUGCAUAUGGAUCUAUGGCUGGUCCAAAGAUAAGCCCUUGAGCAUGGUGACGGAACGAAUCAGCACCGGUGCCAUCUUUUCCAUGGCAUACGUGGAGCAAUAUGAGGCCGUCUGCGUCAUCUUCCAGUACGCCGGCGCAGCCAUGAUCUUCAUGAACGAAGAAGCUGAAGCAGUUCAUGACUAUGGUCUUGGCUUGUUCGGAAAAGGCCAUGAGGUCAAGUAUGGCGAGCCGUAUCCCGAGAACGAAGACCUCGUUCGCAUGCAACCUCCCACCAACGAGCGCCGCCGCUUGACCUUUGCCCGUCAGCAACUCUUCACCAAUGGUUUGACCGAGGAGAGAUUCAGGAGGGACUUGGCCGAGCUUGUCGGUCGACACAACGUCGAGUUGGUAUGGCUGUUCAACACUGGCAAUGCCACCGCCGUCUUUUCAUCGACUGUCAUUGCCCGCAUUGUCCGAGACGAGUUUCUUCGUCGAUCGAGGAGACCGGGUCCUUACCAAGAGGUCCAGGUUGGGUUUUCUCAUGACCCAUGCGAACGUCCCAUGAACUUGAUCACUCAAAUUCCUUACCCCGCCCCAGGUCCUCGAGAUCGCAGCAACAGUGCAAAGUCUGGAUCGAGUGGCCGUUCCUACAACCCCAAUGCUGCCAAAUUUAUUCCAGGCGCAGGCCCCCGUGUCAGGAAGGGUACCGAUUCGGAUGGUUGGCAGACUGUUCAACGCCGACGCUAA
Messenger RNA from Cladophialophora psammophila CBS 110553, 1143 nucleotides. RefSeq lists its product as uncharacterized. Lineage: Eukaryota; Fungi; Ascomycota; Eurotiomycetes; Chaetothyriales; Herpotrichiellaceae. The record is from RefSeq and is a predicted model, not a curated record. Bases 1 to 1143 code for a protein of 380 amino acids. The transcript is spliced from 3 exons.